UGUGCCAUGGCGGAACCCCAGAGGAAACGCGGGCGGCGGCCCCGAGGCGGCGGCGCCGGCCGAGGGGCUAGGGGAGCCCGGGGCGGCCGGGGCCGGCGUCCUCGCACGCAGCGGUCUCCAGCUCGGGUCACCUUGGACUCGGUUCUGGUGGACUUGGUCAGCGAUAGCGAUGAGGAUAUCGUGGAGGUUGAAACGGCGCGCGGCGCGGCGGACCCGGUGGAGGUCCCGCUCCCGGAGCCCUCGGUGCCGGCCGCGCCCCGGGACGACAGCGACAGUGACAGCGAAGGGGCGGACGCACGGCCGGGUGACGCCCCGCGGGCCCCGGUCCGGCGACGGCGACGGCUGCUGCUGGAUCCCGGGGAGGCACCGGUGGUUCCGGUGUACUCGGGGAAGGUGAAAAGCAGCCUCCACCUCAUCCCAGAUCACCUGUCCCUCCUGAAACUCUGCCCCCCAGGGACUGAGGAAGACACAGACGGCCCAGAUGGGGAUAGUCCACAUGCGGAGGAGCCCCCCUUGCUAGAUGACCCCUGGAAGAAGCGGCUGAGGAAAAAGGAUGAAGAAGAGAAGGAAACAAUGUUUCUGUUUCAGGACGUCUCUCCUCUGCCCACACCUUUGUCAAGGACCAAAAGCAGAAAUCAUACUCGGGCACUCCAGAAGCUGAGGGAGGUGAACAAGCGCCUCCAAGAUCUCCGAUCCUGCCUGAGCCCCAAGCAGCGCCGAGGCCAGGACCUCCUGAGCCAAGAAGACGAGGUGGUACUGGUGGAGGGGCCCGUUCUUCCUGAGAAUCCCCGGCUCUUCCCCCUCAAAAUCCGUUGCCGGACUGACGUGGUCAGGUUGCCCGUCAGAAUGUCGGAGCCCCUACAGAGUGUGGUGGACCACAUGGCUGCCCAUCUUGGGGUGUCCCCAGGCAGGAUCCUCUUGCUCUUUGGAGAGACAGAGCUGUCCCCUACUGCUACCCCCAGGACCCUAAAGCUCGGAGUGGCUGACAUCAUUGACUGCGUGGUGCUAGCAAGUUCUCCGGAGACUACAGAGACAUCCCAGUUGCUCCAGCUGCGGGUGCAGGGGAAGGAGAAACACCAGAUGCUGGAAGUCUCGCUGUCUCCUGAUUCUCCUCUCAAGACCCUCAUGUGCCGCUACGAGGAGGCCAUGGGACUCUCGGGUCACAAGCUCUCCUUCUUCUUUGAUGGGACAAAGCUCUCAGGCAAGGAGCUGCCUGUGGACCUGGGCAUGGAAUCUGGGGACCUCAUUGAGGUCUGGGGCUGAAACCCCACUCCCUGUUUGCAACCCUGCUGGGCUUGAGGACAACUAUGCCUCUUUGGCUCUCUGAGGGCCACAGAAGCUGAUGUAGAAGGAGUGAUCUUUGGCCCCCUCUCCUACUGCUCUGGUUUUAAGCCAUCGGUCCCCUGGUUCAUUGUGGAAUUGUUACCCUGGGUGGCCUGUGGCUCCAGCCAUGACGUGCUGAGCUUUGCGUCCUGUUGGGACAUGAGACGAUGUCCUCCACCCACCCCACCUUUCAUGUCCCCCAUCGUCUGUCCCUUCGUUGAAACAUCUGUCCUAUGAAGCUGCUCAUAUAUAAGGAGUGAAUUGAAAUAAAUGAUGGUUAGGUAUGGGGUUCCGGGAUUCUUAAUGUCUUAGUCUUAGUGUCGUUUGGGGGCAGAGAGUGAUGUUUGCUUGCAGUGCGUGCAGGUGUGGGCCCUUGCUCGCAGGCAAAUCCCUGGGCCUGCUCACACCUGCGUUAGCUUAAGCGUAGAGACACAGCAGGCUCCUCUUGAAGCUGUUGCCAGUCCUCAGCAUUGGUGAGCUUUCUCAGGCCAGGCCUUUAAGUUCUUUAAGGCACGACAGCACAUUCCACCUUUUUGCUUUUAAGUCUCAGGAUUAUGGUCCCUACAAGGCUUUUCCAGUUUUAUGGCUUCUCUUUCUGCCCACCGCCUCUCCCAUAAGCACCCAUUCUAAGGUGUUAAUUCCUUGCUUUUGAAUGUGAGUGUGUCCUUGCAAGAUGUGUCCACAUGUCUGUACAUUUUACGUGUGUUUCAUCAUUUUGCAUCUUUCUUUUUUCACUCAACGUGCGUUGCUUUUUCUGCAUCUGCUUUGUUGUGUCGAGCUGCUCUGUGGUGUUCUGCCGUGGGUGCCCCUGUGUUGCACUUAACAGCUUUGCUAAGUGGCAGGCCCCUGUGGCCUCCAGAUCCCCAACCUAUCCAAGGUCACCCUGUCCUGUGUCCCCUUCUAUGCCAGCGUGGGAAGUUCUCUGGCCCAGUACCCGGAGGGGUUGGUGGGCCAGAGAGGUUCUAAUUUCUCUUGAGCGUGAUCAUUGACCCCCCGCCCCCUGUGAGUCUGCACACCGCGUCCUCUCUAGCACUUGAUGUUGCCACACUUCCUAAUUGCUGCCAGUUUGAUGGGUACAAAGUGGCAUGGUGUUUUAGUGUACGUCCCUCUACUCGCUAGUAGUUUGGGGAAUUUCCUCAUGUAUCAGUCUUUCCUGACUUCCCUUUCCCUGAACUGCUCAUUUAUCUUUGCUCAUUUUCUUAUCAGGGCUUCCUGUCAUGCGUUGGGUUUAUUCUCAAGAGUUGCUCUUCUGUUCCUGGGUAAUUGGUACUUGUAUUUGUCCUUCAUUGCACACAAAUUUUCAAUGUAGAUAAAGUUACUUUGUAACAUUUGUUGCUUUGGGAUUUCUUAUUUAAAAGUAAUUAUCAGGAUAAGGCAAUGGAAGGCUUACAGGAAUUUGUCUUGAAAAAAGAGUAAUGUAGAGUAUAUAACGUGACCACACUCAAAGUUUUUACAUUUUCUCCUGUUAGCUUAUUAGUUUCUCCUUUCAUAGUCGAGCCACUCACGAGGGCUGAAGUCUAGUCAGCGUGUAAGUCUAGUCAGCGUGUAAGUCCAGUCAGCGCGUAAGUCCAGUCAGCGCAUAAGUCCAGUCAGCGCGUAAGUCCAGUCAGCGCGUAAGUCCAGUCAGCGCGUAAGUCAGUCAGCGCGUAAGUCAGUCAGCGCGUAAGUCAGUCUGCGCGUGCUGGUGCGUGUCCUGGUUGUCGUCUGUUCUGCACCAUCAAACACCUGUUUCAUUGGUUGAUGCAGGCUGCUAAAAAUUGACUUAUGCCUUCUAAACUUUUGACUAUUCUCCUUUGUGGGAGCCAAGUUUUGCUUUCCUCAGAUAAUGAGCCAGUUUUCUGAAUGUGUCUACUAAUAAAGCCAUUACUUUUCCACUGAUGUGGUAUAAUUUUGGCAAAAAUGUGUUAUCGUCCUAAAAUUUUUUGUGGUUGGAAUGUGGCAUUCCUUUGCACUUACAAUGUAAGGGGGAAAUAGAGAGCUUUAUCACAUUUAAAUAAUCCAUGAUAUGGUGUAGCCCCCCCUUUUUUCCUACAGAUUUCUUAUGUCUGUUGUGUUUGAAUGCAUUAAUGUAUUCUGUCUCAACAGAAUAAAUGGAAGUACAUUCCACUUGAGUAUACUUGAGGACUUCUGUCUUUGUGACCCUCAUGGGACCCCCACCAUGUCUCCUGAGACCAUUAGUUGUCCCUCAUCCAUUCUUCCUUCCAGGGCAGGUAACAGAACCCCUGGUUUUCAGCAAAGCACAGAGGCUUCAGAAUGAGGAGAGUUCACGGGAGGGAAUGCUGAUAUGUAUGUAAGUGGGGGGCAUGUAUCCUAUGUACCCCUCUCCUUUGCUGUCUUUUCCACUGCUGACUGGAAGUGGAACAGCUCCACUCACACGGGGUGACCUUGAGAAAGAAGCCACACAGGACAGGACAAGGGAGAGGAAAGCCUGGGUGUCAGCAACCAUGUGUGGAAUAGCCCCCCAUGGCUGACCCCUGGGCUCCUCUGGGACGGGGACCUGCAUCUUUAAAUCACUGCUAUUUAAGGAUUCUGUUCCCUUCCAACCAAACCUGGUUCUAGCCCCAGGAUAUUGGUAUUCCCAGUGAUAAUAUAAUGAUCCUGCCUGGGCCCUCGCUGGUGGCUCAGCAGGUUAAAGCACAGCACUAUGAAGCU
This is a messenger RNA of Condylura cristata (star-nosed mole), 3975 nucleotides long. It is a transcript of the gene NFATC2IP, whose product is annotated as nuclear factor of activated T-cells, cytoplasmic, calcineurin-dependent 2 interacting protein. Gene Ontology annotation, biological process: positive regulation of transcription by RNA polymerase II; cytokine production. NCBI's taxonomy places the organism in Eukaryota, Metazoa, Chordata, Mammalia, Eulipotyphla, Talpidae. The transcript is spliced from 8 exons. Bases 7 to 1263 code for a protein of 418 amino acids. The record is from RefSeq and is a predicted model, not a curated record. Gene Ontology annotation, molecular function: protein binding.